AUGCGACCACGUUUAUCGCGUGCACACGGUUGCUUCGCUUCUUCUUCUCGUUCCCGAAAUUGUCGCGAUCUGUUGCCCCAAUUGCAUCAUGCAAUGCGCGUGUUAGAUGCGACCUAUCGACGCAAUCUGCUACACCGUUUGCAUCUACAAGCCGCCGUUCGACAAUUACGCAAUUCGACCAUACCUAAACCGGACAUACGCAACAAAUUGAUUCGAUCAUUGUACAGAUUUAUCGGACAACGGUGUGCGACUAUGUAUAACCAUUCACGACACAUUCGUGCCCGACGGAAAUGGCGCCAGUCGACCAACUUAUUCGGUUUAACAAAUGAGAUCAGUGUGCAACUGCGAGCGAAAAAUUCCUGCCUCUCUGAUGAAAUAUCCGGUGAGUACAGUGAUUGUGCUGGUUUGUUCUUUUUCAAAUCAGGAUUAGCCCAGAUUAUUAUCGUUACUUUAGUUAUGUUCUGGGGUAUCAAAUGA
Echinostoma caproni is the source of this 477-nucleotide messenger RNA. The record is from the annotation of a GenBank genome assembly. NCBI's taxonomy places the organism in Eukaryota, Metazoa, Platyhelminthes, Trematoda, Plagiorchiida, Echinostomatidae.